Messenger RNA from Mollisia scopiformis, 863 nucleotides. RefSeq lists its product as uncharacterized. The record is from RefSeq and is a predicted model, not a curated record. The transcript has a single exon. NCBI's taxonomy places the organism in Eukaryota, Fungi, Ascomycota, Leotiomycetes, Helotiales, Mollisiaceae. Bases 183 to 641 code for a protein of 152 amino acids.
CUGAAUCGAGUGAGUGCGGGAGACGGCACAGGCAUGGCUGGCAUGUGUGAGCGUGCUCGAGUGUGGCGUGUAGCAAUUGUAUUGCAUUGGUUGUAUUGCAAUGGUAUUGUAUUGUGUUUUGGUUUGUUGCAUUUUGGAUGUUGUGAUGUCGUGUAACGGGAAGGCGAGUGAGGUUGAGGUUAAUGAUGGCACCGGCCCUGGAAGAAAGGAAAGGGCAACAAGGAAAAAAAAAACAUCCUCUCCGCGAACAUCGCCAUCGCCUUCAACCCUCGUUCAUCCCCCCGUACAACAUCAAUCUACAACCCUGUCUCAAUCUUUCCAUUCGCUUCCUCGUCCUCUUUCCCUGCGCAUACCUGCAUGGGAUAUACUGUCGGAUAACGGGGGUCUGGGAUGACAGCGGCCCUCCGACCUGGGUUCCAUUCGCAAGAUUCACUCCAUCAGGAAUCCUGCAUGCCUCUUCCUGGUUGACGUGCAUCAUCCCAUUCCUACCACGAACACGUCUACUCGUGACUGAGGGGUUCAAACCUACCUGGGUAUCUGCGAUGAUGGACAAUGGACGAUGGCGAUGGCAGUGCACAACCCACGAAGCAGGACGUCUCACAUACCAUGCACUCGAGGACAGGGACAGAGAAGGCUGUUGAGUCUCGCGGGGCUGCAGGAACCAUGUGCCACGAAGUUCUCUUCAGCUGGCGACUUCGAAAGAGGGCGAGCAGCCAGCAGGACGAUCACAAUCACGACAUGCAACGCUCAAUCAAGAUCUAUCGUCGCUGCGCAACAUCGCCAAUCUAAGAGACGGGAGGCAACAUGGCAGACGGUGCACAACGGAGUCAUGGACUCGGAGCGAUAGGGUUGGAGUGAUGAGU